Messenger RNA from Eremothecium gossypii ATCC 10895, 390 nucleotides. RefSeq names its product Cnl1p (gene CNL1). Gene Ontology annotation, cellular component: BLOC-1 complex. NCBI's taxonomy places the organism in Eukaryota, Fungi, Ascomycota, Saccharomycetes, Saccharomycetales, Saccharomycetaceae. Gene Ontology annotation, biological process: endosome organization. The coding region runs from base 1 to 390 and encodes 129 amino acids. The transcript has a single exon. The record is from RefSeq and is marked provisional.
AUGGUGGCUGAAGCAGGAGCUAGCAUCCAGGCGGAAGAUGUCAAUAAUGACCCCUUCCGUGUAGACCAACUCAUUCUGGAUUACGACUAUAUGCUUUAUCGGAUCAAGGAUCAUGUUGCGUCAAUCCAUCUCGCUACCACGGAGCUAUGCCGCAAGCAGAACCAAUUGGUCUGUACCGGAAUUGUGGAGGAAAUCAUUGACAGUAACAUCAAGAAUGUCCGAGAACUUUUGACCAAGUGCAAGGAACUGGAAACGUACUUCGAGCAGCUCCACGCGAUUGAUGGUAUCGUGAGCACGUUCCACGAGAGGAUGGACGAAAUAGUGAAACAGUAUCGCGAUAUUAAAGUACAUACUGAUAGUGCGUCUAGAGACCAUGUGGCUACCAAGUGA